Folsomia candida is the source of this 1234-nucleotide messenger RNA. RefSeq lists its product as uncharacterized. The transcript has 6 exons. The record is from RefSeq and is a predicted model, not a curated record. NCBI's taxonomy places the organism in Eukaryota, Metazoa, Arthropoda, Collembola, Entomobryomorpha, Isotomidae. The coding region runs from base 28 to 1134 and encodes 368 amino acids.
CAACUCCAUAAUUUCAACGAAUAAAAAAUGGAGCAAAAAUACGCCGUCGUCGUAUUUAAAGAGUGUAAAGAUAAUCAAGACAUAGAGACUGUGGAGGCCAUUCCAGUUUCAUGGAUAUCUAAUGGUUCCAUUUUAUGGCCGAACAAUUAUGGACAUAAAGUUUUAAAAAAAGCAAUCAAACGUUGUGAAUCGCCCAAGGAAGACUGGACACAAUAUCAAGGAAGAGUUCUUGGACAAUAUGGGACUUUGCAAGAAGCUAGACAGGAGUCCAAAGUUGCAGAGGGAACAUCUGAUUUAUCCAGCGCCAAACGCCGUGUCGUGAAGAAGAAUGUUGGACCCGUUACUCAGCUACCAAACCCUCCGCGACAUCAAAUUGAAGAAAUGGCUUCAACUUCUCAAACUAUUUACACAAUUCAAGAGUUGCUGGCUGCUGGUGUCGAUACGGGAAGGAAUCAAGAGGGGGACCACUUUGCAGGAAAUGAGGGCGACGACUUUGGAGGAAUGGAGCGUGGCGAAAUAAUCCUGAAUAAUGCAAUGAGCCAGGCUCCCCCGCAAAGGGUAGAAGAAAUGAAUAGAACCGUUGGCGAUCAAGGAUUACUCCCUGAAAUUCUAAAGAAAAUAGAAAGAAUAACUAUUGUACUCGAUCGCCAACAAGAUCAACUGGAUGAAAUUGUGCAGAUUUUAAAGAAUAAUCAGUAUAAUCAACCGCUCGCUUCCAGUCAGCAAACUUUCUCCUUUCCUUUCGGAUUAUUUCCACUUCGGGAUUCUGCAGCUCUUUCGUCACUGGAUGAGCAAUUAAAAAAUGAUGAGGCUGCCAAAAAUGCAUUGAUUCGUAAGCUGAAAGAUUGCGGGGGUGCAACUUUGUUAGAAGCCGUUAAAGGGAUGAUGUCCUUUUUAAUGACGGAUGAACUUUGUUCACUCUAUAGUCACAAAGGGAAGCGGGGAAAAUUGUCGCUGGCCGAUCAUGCUCUUCUUGUGAAUUCGAUUUUUGAUGCACUGAUGAGAAAUCCACGGACAUCUGGAGAAGCAACCUUGAUUAAGUAUUAUGAAGUGCUUCCGACUGUUUUGAAGCAAGCCCAUGAUCGAGUUAGACAAAGGAGAAAUGUAGCUGCUCAACCUGGCAAUCCUGAGUGAAGAUAAAAUUAUAAAUUAUAUCAUUAACUUAUUAAUUUUUUGAUACAAAUUGUAUUGGUAGUUAUUUGUUGUAAAAUAAAUUAAGACACAAACAAUGCAA